UUGUGUCUCCUCGGCCCCGCGCCGCGCCGCGCCGCUUUCCGCGUACGGGGCGGGGUGACGCUCAAUCCGGCGCAGAGCGCAGAGCGCAGAGCGCACCGUCGCCCAGCUGCUCUCCCCGCGUCGCCCCCGACGUGACAACAUGGGUCUGGAGAAGGAGAAAUCGGACACCAGCAUCAUAAUGGACGAGGACGAGUUCAACAGGUCCAUGGAGCCCAUGCUGUCGAAGAAGGGCAACGUGUAUGCGGCGGAGCCGGACCGAGAUCCGCACGAUGUCAACGCGCACUUGAAGGUUGGUUUCGAAGAUGUCAUCGCGGAGCCCAUCUCCGCGCACAGCUUCGACAAAGUGUGGAUCGGGAGCCUCGCGGCGUUCGAGCUGGUCAAAUUCGUCUUCUACCGCCUGCUGACCACCCUGCUGGCCGUGCCCGUGGCGUUCGUCCUGGGACUGGUCUUCGGGGUGCUCAGCUGCAUCCACAUCUGGUUGGUGAUGCCUGCCAUCCAGAGCGUCGUGAUGCUCCUCCCGUCCGUCCAGGUGGUGUGGAGGAGUCUGACGGACAUGUUCGUAACCCCGCUCUUCCACAGCGCGGGGAAGUGCCUGUCCUCCGUUCAAGUCAGCACCACGGAGGACUGAUGUAGACGCCUCUCUGUCGCCGGGGAGAGGGAAGUGGAAUGAGCUCUUAUAAAGUCAAAUAUGAAAUCCUGAACUGUUGAUGGAAGCGUGUCAGACAUCUUCGGUGCACAGAUUCUCAUGUGAAGAGAGUCAUUUGAAAAAUAUUUGUUAAAAAAAACCUGUCUUGCUACAGUUUUAAUCACUGACCAAAUUUCAGUGUGACUAUUCAUAUUUAAAUAGUUACAAUUGCACAACAUUGGAACAACAAACCUAGAUGUCACAAAAUGUCAUUUAUUUUAAAACUGGAUGGCUAAAUUCCAUCUGACCUGUGAAUCAAGACAUGUUAAUAGACCCUGUGCUGAGUAUCGCUGUGGGAAUAUAGGUUAUGACAAACCUUUUUAUUGAUUGAGACUUUAUAAGGAGCUCAUGUUCAACCGCCCAAAACAGUUGUUCUGCUGAUUGUGACCAAAAGAAAUUCUUGUCAUUCCACAAUGUUGUGGCUGUGAGAGAUGAGUGUACAGUAACAUUAUUGGUAACGCCGACUUACUGUCGACUCGCUACGUGAUGUAAUAUUUCUGCUCUUUUUUGUAUGUUGUAUAUAUUGCCAAGAGUUCGGCUAGAAGAUGAAUGUGAUGAACUGAAUCAGCGAGAGAGUAGCUUAUACGAGACGCAGCUUGUUGCACAUUCACGGGCUUAUUUUAUCUGCUGUGUUGAUCUCACAGCGCAUUCGCAAUAAUAUGGGCAUUCGCACGCUUUCAUAUGGAGCCGUGGUUGCCCAAGCUAUACGCAGUAGAGUUGUCUUAACAUUUUUACAGAACUAUACAGUAUGCUUAAAAAAAACUAAAACAGGACUGUAUAUCCUCGGAGGGGCCGGCGUUCUAAUUUCUUAUUUAUGCAGUGAGCAGCUCUUGACCGGCAAACACUGACAUUUGGCGGCAGCUGAAGUCAAAGAAGUCAACUUCUGUAACAACUGUGUGAUGAAGACGCUCCACGUUCUCCGUAGUCCGGUUGAAACCUGGGCUGAGCUCAGACUCUGGUACGUGCAUGUUUCGUUUGGCGGUGCUCACCGUUGGCUGUGCAGUGCUGCGAGUUCUCGGGCUGGGUUGUGGACUAGUUCGGCAGCCAGAAGGAAAAUCAGGCAGCCCGUUUUUUUUCACCACCUUUUCCGCUGUGGAUUUGAUGAAGUUAAAGGUGACAUAUUAUGCUCAUAUUCAGGUUCAUAUUUUUAAUUUGGGUCACCACUCGAAAAGGUUUACGUGCCCUAAUGUCCAGAAAAGGCAUCGGUGUUCUCGUACUGCCCAUUCCUGCAGCUCCUCUUUUCACCCUCUGUCUAAAACGCCUGGAUUUCUUUUAGCCCCUCCCCCUCCCGAUAAACCUGUGCUCUGAUUGGCAAGCUGGCCCGACUGUCGUGAUUGGUCAAC
Molecule: messenger RNA, 2028 nt
Organism: Scophthalmus maximus (turbot)
Lineage: Eukaryota; Metazoa; Chordata; Actinopteri; Pleuronectiformes; Scophthalmidae
Gene: cav2
Product: caveolin 2
Exons: 3
Coding region: 140-628 (162 amino acids)
Biological process (GO): negative regulation of endothelial cell proliferation; insulin receptor signaling pathway; caveola assembly
Cellular component (GO): caveola; perinuclear region of cytoplasm; cytoplasmic vesicle
Molecular function (GO): molecular adaptor activity; protein kinase binding
Source: RefSeq, a predicted model, not a curated record